UUAUAGAACCAUUUAUAACUUAGAGUAAUGUUUUCAAGAGGGAAGCAACUAUUCUGAAGAUGACUGGCCUCCGGCAUAUACUUCCAAAGAACGCCGUAGACGCUGCCUCCCUGUGCUAUGCUUUAAUUCUGAUACACAGUGUAAUAAUUCUGGGCGAUUUUAUUGUCGCGCCAUGGAUGAAAGAGCAUUAUGGCACCACAGAUAUGCAAAUCCUUUGGUACAAUAUCUUUGGGGGGUUUGUGUACAUAAAUGUCAUUGGAAACAUGUGGAAAAUUAUGACUACGAACACGUCAACUAUUGGCAAAAUUUUACCUACACUUCUUAAACCAGGUUGGCACUACUGUGUGGUGUGUGAAGCCAAUGGACCUCCACGCUCCUACCACUGCCCCACCUGUAACCGCUGCAUCCUGAAGAGAGACCACCACUGCAUGUUCACCGGGAAAUGUAUUGGCUACUUCAAUCAUCGCCAUUACAUCUGCCUGAUCUGCUACACCUGGUUGGGGGCUAUGUUUGCCUCCACAUACUGUAUGGGAUUCACAUGGACCAUGCUGGGAGAAUUUUCAUUUUAUAACCUUAUGUGUUUUUGUUUUCCCUUGUUUUUACUACUCUUUGGAAUGUUGGAUUUUUAUACAGCUAUUAUAUGCUUGCUAACUCUGGUGGCCACCUUAUUUUGGUUCAUCAUAACUUUUCUAAUUGUCUGGCAUUCCAAGCAUAUUAUUUACAAUAUGACUACGCAUGAAAGACGACACGAUAUAUACAUGUACAACCUAGGCUGGAGAGAGAACAUUAAACACAUUUUUGGCAGUAAGUGGUACAUAUGCUGGUUGUUUCCAUGGAUCCUGUCUCCACUUCCUGGUGAUGGAAUGUCAUUCCCAACAUCAGAGAACUUUGAAAGUUACAAAGAUCAAUAGCUGCUGCUUAACUGUAGGGUAGAUAAAUUUAACUAGGAAUAAUUUUACUACUGCUAUUGUAAAAAAGUGCCGUUUGCUUUUUUUCUUUUUUUUUUAAUUACAAGCAUAUAGAUGUUAUUAGAGUUUUUUCUUACUCUGUGCCACUGAUUUGUUUGUUUGAUUAAAUUGGGUAGAAAAAGUGCCAUGUUUUAUGAAAGAAUAAUGUGUAAGCCUUAAACAUUUACAAAAUUUUACAUGAAAAAUAUAUAUAUGUCCAGCAUUCUUGAAUUGACACAAAUUAUA
Messenger RNA from Saccostrea echinata, 1193 nucleotides. RefSeq names its product probable palmitoyltransferase ZDHHC24. NCBI's taxonomy places the organism in Eukaryota, Metazoa, Mollusca, Bivalvia, Ostreida, Ostreidae. The transcript is spliced from 2 exons. Gene Ontology annotation, molecular function: palmitoyltransferase activity. The record is from RefSeq and is a predicted model, not a curated record. Bases 60 to 911 code for a protein of 283 amino acids.